AUGCGCCAUCUCCUCCGCGCAGUACCGCAGCUGCCCGCGCGCUUACCUGUGCGGGCAGCAUGCAGUGGCGCCGCGCUACAAAGCCCGCCCGCGCAGAGACGACAGUAUUCGAGAUCUGCGCCUCCGACAUCGUCCUGGCUACCGGUUCCUUUUGUCACCGAGACGAUCGCGGGCCUGACGCACACGACGGACCUCUUCUCGCGACUGCUCAAGGAGCGCAUCGUGGCCGUGUACGGCGAAGUCGACGACCGCAUGGCCGCCACGGUGACGGCGUCCCUGCUGUACCUCGAGGCCGAAUCCGACCGCCCCAUCUCCAUGUACAUCAACUCUCCCGGCGGGAGCGUGACGGCCGGGUUGUCGAUCUACGACUGCAUGAACUACAUCGUCCCCGAGGUUUCGACGCUGGUGCUCGGCCAGGCCGCCUCCAUGGGCAGUCUGUUGCUCGCGGGCGGCGCCGCAGGGAAGCGCUACUGCCUGCCGCACUCGAGCAUCAUGCUGCACCAGCCCAGCGGCGGCCACUACGGCACUGCGGCCGACAUCGCCAUCCACGCAAAGGAGAUCCUGCGCGUCCGCGAGCAGCUGAACAAGAUCUACGAGCGCCACCUUACGGGCAAGAAAAAGAUGACGGUCGAUGAGAUCGAGAAGAUGAUGGAGCGCGACUACUUCCUCAGCGCAGAGGAGGCGCUCGAGUUGGGCGUCGUCGAUGAGAUUCUGGCAAGCAGGAAGAAGAAGCCCGAGUCCACGAGUGAAGAGACGUGA
Messenger RNA from Fonsecaea multimorphosa CBS 102226, 759 nucleotides. RefSeq lists its product as uncharacterized. Gene Ontology annotation, cellular component: endopeptidase Clp complex. The record is from RefSeq and is a predicted model, not a curated record. Lineage: Eukaryota; Fungi; Ascomycota; Eurotiomycetes; Chaetothyriales; Herpotrichiellaceae. The coding region runs from base 1 to 759 and encodes 252 amino acids. Gene Ontology annotation, molecular function: ATP-dependent peptidase activity; serine-type endopeptidase activity; ATPase binding. The transcript has 2 exons. Gene Ontology annotation, biological process: protein quality control for misfolded or incompletely synthesized proteins.